AUGAUACUAAGUCCGAUGUUCUACUGGGUUUUAUUUAUGCUCUUGUUCAUUUCUCAAGUAUCAGUGACGGCGUCUGAAUUUCGUCUCUAUUAUACACAUAAUGUAGACAACAAUUUGUUGGAUCAUGACUGUUUGUUAUUGGAUUUAUCUUCUAUCAAGCGAUAUUAUACGUAUCCUGCAAAUCAAAAUCCUAAUCCACAUAAUCCAAUUUCUUACUGUAUACGUCCAUUUGGUACGCCAUUCACCCUAUUAGUAAAUCACGAAAACCGUGUCAAUCAUGGAAAAUCAAUUACAUUCGAAACAUUACGUAGAGAAAAUAUAACAAGUCAACAGUUGUAUUUAUUAUCUGCGCCUAUUGAUGUUAUUGAACGAUAUCAAGAAUUUCUCGAAAAGCCAAAUACAUCUUUAUCAACGGAAGUAUUUAACAAUUGUUCAGAAUGGUGGUUCGGUGAACAUUGUCAAUAUUCAUUUAAUUUGACAUGGGCUUUUGAUAGAAUUCUAUGGUCUUAUUUAAAGUAUCCUAAAAAAGAAAUAAAUAAUGAUAUCAAGAAUGGAACAUGUUAUAUAUUCAUAGAAUGUAAUCGAGGCCCAUCACCAUCUUGUCUCGACUGGCGUGAAAUAUGUGAUGAAAAAAUCGAUUGUUUGAAUAAUGGUCAAGAUGAAAUUGGCUGUGAUAUGUUACAUAUAAAUGAAUGCAAAGAGAAUGAAUUUCGUUGUAACAAUGGAUUUUGCAUUCCAAAAGAAUUUUUUAAUGAUGAUUCCUCAAGUCCAGAUUGUAUCGAUCGUUUGGAUGAAAAGUAUAGCAAUAUUGAAAAUAUUGGUUCAAUAAACUUUGAGUGCCAGGCAGACCCGAGAUUCCAUUGUGAAGAAUCAGCAUGUCGAAAUGAACGUUUCCUAUCAUGUGGUGAUGGCAUAUGUACUACGGAUGAAUGUAGUACUCAGCGUAAAAUUCACUUACAGAGAGCAAAAAUAUCUCAAAAUGCAAACUCUCAUUUAUCAUUUAAUUGUUGGAGAAGUUUGAUUUGUUUGACAAGUCAACAAUAUAAUGGUGAAAAUUUCUCCAAUCACGUGAAAUGUGAGGUGAAAACUACGAAUGAAAAUCUCUUUAGAAAAGCCUGUCCACCACUUUUCUUCUUUCCUGCUCAGCCAAUAAUGCUGAAUCAUGUUCGCUUUGCAUAUGCAAAUAAUCUAACAAAUAAAUAUGAGUUCGAUAGUCUUUUACCUCAUUAUAUAUGUUACGAUCAAGAACUUUGCCAAUGGAUUCCAGCUACUAUAAUGAUACAUGGAUUAACUUGUCGAAACUUUUCUGAAUUAGAUCCGGAUGAAACAACUCUAAAUCCAUUUAAUUCUUUUGAGAAUCGCCUACUAAGCUUUUUUCUGAUGUGUUCAACCACAAUGACUAAUUAUGUUAAUUGUCCAAAGUCAAAACCAUUUCGAUGUGCGCAUUAA
Molecule: messenger RNA, 1449 nt
Organism: Rotaria sp. Silwood2
Lineage: Eukaryota; Metazoa; Rotifera; Eurotatoria; Philodinida; Philodinidae
Source: the annotation of a GenBank genome assembly